Molecule: messenger RNA, 1269 nt
Organism: Mesocestoides corti
Lineage: Eukaryota; Metazoa; Platyhelminthes; Cestoda; Cyclophyllidea; Mesocestoididae
Source: the annotation of a GenBank genome assembly
AUGUGCUGUCUGUUUUUAUGUGUCACCAAUUUAGCUGAAGAUUCAACCCCAUACGGCAUUUCCUCCAACAAUGUGAUUUUCAAUGUCCUAGUGUGUGUGCUCUGGAAAUCCAGGUUUUUCUACUGGAUAUUCACGGUGGCAGCCAUCGAAUGCCUCGUCUUCUUCUCCAUUGACAGGGCGAUCUUGAUGCAAAAACCGGACUUGUAUCAGUUCACUUCGGAGAAACGACGCAUCAUCUACUUCGAGGUCACGAUUCACGUCUUUAGUGUUCUAAUUACAGCUCCGCAAAUACUCACUGUCAAUAAUCAGGAUGGGGGAUGCUCGUGUGCUCCAACCACGGUGAAUAUACCCUUCCUAGCACUCAUUUACGCGCACGUGUACCUCUGGUUUUCGUUGCUUUUUGUGCUCGACAGCACUCUUCUCCUACUGGCUGCCUCUCAAGUCAUCCUUUGGGUUCGUGAAAUGUCAACCAAAAACCACGUAGACGAGCUGAACACGAUGUGGUACAAGGACUUAUCGAAGAGUGAAGAACAGAGGCUGAGACAUAUCAGGGGCUGGCGAACUGCCUCGAUGUGCAUUGUCCCCAUGGCGUUGAGUCAGGUUCUGACCUUCCUGUACGACUCCACCUACCAGUUCUUGAGUGCUGUUGGCGCGACCACCUUCAUAAUCAACAGUCCACAGCAGAAGGUUGGCGGUCUGCUGUUGGUAGUCCAUGCCAACGUGGUGCCAUGUUGUCUUGCAAGCCCUAAAAAAGUCGAGUUGACACCUGUUCAAAUGCAGGAGAUUUCAGAGGCAUUCGCUCUCUUCGAUAGUAACAAAGACAAUCGCCUCUCUCCUUACGAAUUCAAAGUGGCCCUUGUGGCUCUCGGAUUUGAACUCAAAACACCCGAAAUUACGAGCCUCCUGGAAAACGUCAAUCUUGGGCCUGAGGACAAUGUUGACUUCAAAAGCUUCUUUUCUCUAGUGAAGAACCUAAUUCAAUCACGGGAUCCAGUAAGUGAAAUCAUUCAUGUCUUCAAGCUUUUCGACGAAGAAGGUACUGGCAAGAUCUCCUAUCGGACGCUGAAAAAGAUCGCCAAAGAUCUUGGCGAAAACCUCACGGACGACGAGCUCCACGUGAUGAUCGACGAAUUCGACCGCGACGGUGACCGAUCUAGUAAGUGGUGUCGUUGUUCCCACCAAGCGUCCACCUGUUUUGUUGCGUUGACGUUUUUAAAUUUCCGCCAAGAAUUUGUCCAAUCAGAAGCCAGGAUUUCAGUGCCCCUCUAA